Aptenodytes forsteri (emperor penguin) is the source of this 900-nucleotide messenger RNA. RefSeq names its product olfactory receptor 14A16-like. Gene Ontology annotation, molecular function: odorant binding; G protein-coupled receptor activity; olfactory receptor activity. Gene Ontology annotation, biological process: G protein-coupled receptor signaling pathway. Lineage: Eukaryota; Metazoa; Chordata; Aves; Sphenisciformes; Spheniscidae. Gene Ontology annotation, cellular component: membrane. The record is from RefSeq and is a predicted model, not a curated record.
AUGUCCAACUGCAGCUUCAUGACUGAGUUCAUCCGCUUCAUGUUUGCAGACAUGCAGGAGCUGCAGCUCUUGCACUUCUGGCUCUUCCAGGGCAUCUACCUGGCUGCCCUCCCAUGCAACAGCCUCAUCAUCACAACCAUAGCCUGUGACCACCACCUCCAUCCCCCCACGUUUUUCUUCCUCCUCAACCUCUCCCUUCUCAACCUGGGCUCCAUCUCCACCACUUUCCCCCCACACAUGUCCAUUUCUCUCUGGGACACCAGGAUCAUCUCCUGUGUGGGAUAUUGCGCUGCAUGGGUCUUUUCUUUCUUUUUCUGUGCUACAGCAGAGUUUUAUCUUCUCACUGUCGUGGCCUAUGACCACUGCAUUGCCAUCUGCAAACCCCCAGGGACCCUCCUGGGCAGCAGGGCUUGUACCAGCAUAGCAACAGCUGCCUGGGGCAGUGGGUUUCUCUAUGCUCUGCUACACACUGCCAAUGCCUUUUCAAUACCACUCUACCAAGGCAAUGUCCUGGACCAGUUCUUCCAUGAAAUCCCCCUGAUCCUCAGGCUCUCCUGCUCAGACUCCUACCUCAGGAAAGCUGGGCUUCUCAUGGUUAGUACCCUUUUUUCUUUUGUUUGUUUUGUUUUCAUCAUGCUGUCCUAUGUGCAGAUCUUCAGGGUCAUGCUGAAGAUCCCGUCUGAGCAAGGAUUGCACAGAGCCUUUUCCAUGUACCUCCCCCACCUGGCCAUGGUCUCCCUGAUUCUCAGCACUGGCAUAUUUGCCUACCUGAAACCCUACUCUACCUCCUCCCCAUCUCUGGAUCUGGUGGUGGCAGUUCUGUAUUCAGUGGUGCCUCCAGCAGUGAACCUCCUCAUCUACAGCAUGAAGAACAAGGAGCUCAAGGAUGCUAUUAAGUGA